CGUCGCAGAGCUCGGCAUGGGGCGGGUGCUUUCUUUUCUUUCGUCGAAAGCGGCGACGGGAAGAUCUGCAAGCAGGGCUCUCUCGCAAGAGCGGGUGAAGGCGCUGUUGUUUCGCAGCUGAGUGUGCUACGUGACUAUGAUUGCCAUUGCUUGCCCAGAUGCGCGCAGCAAAGAGAAAGACGCCUCCUCCAUCUGAUUGCUAGACGCCCGACGCUGACUCCCCCCCGCGCUCGGGCAACCCCGCAACAGCGGCCUUCCGUCCCGCCUUUGCCGGGCUGCGCACCAGCGCGGCCGUGGCGCGGCCCCAGUCGACGCACAUGUCGCAGGAGGAGAGCCUGCAGCUGCUCAACAAGCAUCGCUCCGUGCGCCCCAUCAGCCCGCAUCUGACCAUCUACCGCUACCCCCUGAACAUGUACAUGUCCAUCUCGAACCGCAUCACCGGUGCCGCCCUUUCCGCCGGUCUUUACGCCGGUGCGAUUGCCUACGUCGGCCUGCCCUACCUGGGCCUCGGCGAUGCCGUGUCGGCGUCGAGCGUCGUCGGCUUUGCCGCCGGGCUGCCGCUGUGGGCCAAGCUGGGCGCAAAGACGGCACUGGCGGUGCCCUUCGCCUACCACACCAUCAAUGGCGUGCGCCACCUGAUCUGGGACACUGGACGUCUGCUCUCACUUCCCAAGAUGCAGGUCAGCGGCAUCACGACGCUCGUGGCGACCGGCCUCUCGACCGUCGGCCUCGUCGGCUACGGCAUCUACUGGUAGUCCCCCCUCUCGUGGGAGGGGCGAGGUCCGCAGCCCCUGUCGAGCAAGUCUGUUGAGAGAGAGCCACACGAUUUCCGCACUCCGAGAAUUUCCAUGAG
Tilletiopsis washingtonensis is the source of this 853-nucleotide messenger RNA. RefSeq names its product cytochrome b560 subunit of succinate dehydrogenase. Bases 318 to 755 code for a protein of 145 amino acids. Gene Ontology annotation, biological process: tricarboxylic acid cycle; mitochondrial electron transport, succinate to ubiquinone. The transcript has 4 exons. Gene Ontology annotation, molecular function: electron transfer activity; succinate dehydrogenase activity. NCBI's taxonomy places the organism in Eukaryota, Fungi, Basidiomycota, Exobasidiomycetes, Entylomatales. The record is from RefSeq and is a predicted model, not a curated record. Gene Ontology annotation, cellular component: membrane.